This is a messenger RNA of Akanthomyces muscarius, 1392 nucleotides long. RefSeq lists its product as uncharacterized. Gene Ontology annotation, biological process: rRNA base methylation. Gene Ontology annotation, molecular function: 23S rRNA (adenine(1618)-N(6))-methyltransferase activity. Gene Ontology annotation, cellular component: nucleus. NCBI's taxonomy places the organism in Eukaryota, Fungi, Ascomycota, Sordariomycetes, Hypocreales, Cordycipitaceae. Bases 1 to 1392 code for a protein of 463 amino acids. The record is from RefSeq and is a predicted model, not a curated record. The transcript is spliced from 4 exons.
AUGGCUUCUGUUCGAGAUGGAGUCAAGCGAUUGGCCGAGGCUGUGCCGACGGAGGAGACACAGGAGCGAAAAGACCAGCGCUUUCGCAAGUUGUAUAUUACCCCGCCGGAUUUUAAAGAGAUUGCUGCCCUUGAUGCUGAAUUCGCCACAGUAGUCCAAGGGCGCGACCUAGACUUCAAGGAUCCCAAGGCUGUCAUGCAGCUGUCCAAAACACUGCUUAAACACGACUUUGGUCUUGCGCUGGACCUCCCAGGCAAUCGUCUUUGUCCCCCGAUACCCAACAGACAUAACUAUAUUCUCUGGCUCAAAGACUUGCUCGACACAACCACAUACAACACAUCUGGCGGAAAGCUCGUUGCCAUAGAUAUCGGCACAGGAGCUAGCUGUAUAUACCCAAUGCUUGGCUGCACUCAGAGACCAUGGUAUUUUAUCGCCUCAGAUAUCGACGACGAGAGUCUGCGCUGGGCGCGGAGAAACAUUGAGCAGAACCACUUGCAAACCCGAAUCAAACUGGUGAAAUCCAAGCCCGGCGGGCCCAUCAUCCCCAUCGAAGCAGCCCCUGCGACGGAGGACGUUGCAUUUGUCAUGACGAAUCCGCCCUUCUACAAGUCCGCCGCCGAAAUGGACGAGCGUGCCGCCGAAAAGUCCCUCCCGCCGCUCACAGCCUGCACCGGCGCCCCAGUUGAGAUGGUGACGGACGGCGGCGAAGUGGCUUUUGUCGGCCGCAUCCUUGACCAGUCGCUCGCGCUGCGCGGGCGGAUCCAGUGGUACACGGCCAUGCUGGGCUUUCAGUCGAGCGUCGCGGCGCUGGUGCUGCGGCUGCGCGAUCAUGACAUCGGCAACUACGCGGUGACGGAGUUUGUACAGGGCAAGAAGACAAAGCGAUGGGCCGUGGCGUGGAGCUUCCGGGGCAUGCGCCCGCGUCAGUCCAUUGCCCGCGGAGCGACAACAACCUCGCUGAAGGCCAGUCUACCGGCGCAUACCGAAGUGACGGUCGUUGACUUUCCUGUCUUCGAAGCCAUCUCCAGAUUUGCAAGCCGGUUGCAGAGUGCAGUUUCGGCUUUGGAAACCACGCACUGGGAGUGGGAUACGCAGAAGCUAGAGGGCCUGCUGAGGGCUACGGAGAAGGUGUGGACAAGAGCGUGGCGACGGCAGAAGCAGCGUGGUAUGAACACCAGCCCAGAAACAAAGGAUAAACGUGUCAAAGAGGACCUCGGAUUUAAAAUACAAAUCAACGUCAACCUGGACGGAGUUGUCGUUCGGUGCCGCUGGAUCGAGGGUCAGGAUGAGUCGGCCUUUGUCAGCUUCAAUGGCUACCUCAAGACAACAGCCAAAAACAUUUACAGCGAACUGGAGGAAGCCACAGAGUCUGGGAUGCUGGCAGAAAAGUAG